Chrysochloris asiatica (Cape golden mole) is the source of this 1272-nucleotide messenger RNA. RefSeq names its product kininogen-1-like. Lineage: Eukaryota; Metazoa; Chordata; Mammalia; Afrosoricida; Chrysochloridae. Gene Ontology annotation, cellular component: extracellular region; blood microparticle. Gene Ontology annotation, molecular function: cysteine-type endopeptidase inhibitor activity. Bases 1 to 1272 code for a protein of 423 amino acids. The record is from RefSeq and is a predicted model, not a curated record. Gene Ontology annotation, biological process: negative regulation of endopeptidase activity; positive regulation of cytosolic calcium ion concentration; negative regulation of blood coagulation. The transcript has 12 exons.
AUGAAACUAAUCACCAUCCUUUUCCUCUGUUCCAGGCUGCUCCUAAGUUUGACACAGGAAUCCUUCUCACAGGAAAUUGACUGCAACAAUGAAGAAGUUUUUAACGCUGUGGAUACUGCUCUGACGAACUACAACAAAAACCAAAGUGACAACCAGUUUAUAUUGUCCCGCAUAACCAAGGUCACCAUGAUGGAUGCCUCUGGCACAUCUUAUUCCUUCAAAUAUGAAGUCAAGGAGGGUGACUGUCCUGUUGACAGUGGCAAAAUCUGGCAGGACUGUGACUACAAAGAUGCUGCAGAAGCCGCCACAGGAGAAUGCACAGCAACAGUGAAGAAAGAGAAUAAAAAAUUCAUCCUUACUACCCAGACCUGCCAGAUUACUCCAGGCUCUGUGAUGACAGCUGAGUUUGACUGCCUGGGCUGUUUCCAACCAAUAUCAACCAAGAGCCCUCUACUGAAACCUGUUCUGAGACACGCCAUUGAAUACUUUAACAACAACACUGCACACUCUCACCUCUUUACUCUUCAGGAAGUAAAGUCGGCCCAAAAACAGGUGACGGCUGGAUGGAGUGUUAACAUUUCCUACACAAUUGUGCAAACUAAUUGUUCUAAGGAGAAUGUUCAAUUAACUGCUGACUGCAAAUCUCUGUUGAAUGGUGAUACAGGUCAAUGUAGAGAUAUUGUACACAUGAAUGAUCAAGAUAUAGUCAUUUCCUUGGAGCAGAAGUGUGACGUCUUUCCAGUUGAAUUUGCACUGCCACCUCCGGAGAUGUGCCCUGGAUGCCCCCAGGACAUAAGUGCCAACAGCCCUGAGCUACAGGAGGCUUUAAAUCAUUCCAUCGCAAAGCUUAAUAAGCAGCAUAACGGAACUUCCUACUUCAAGAUUGAGAGAGUGAAUAAAGCAACAACACAGGUAGUGGCUGGAAUCAUAUACUCUAUUGCAUUCAUAGCCAAGGAAACCACAUGUUCCAAGGAAAGUAAUGAAGAGUUGACUCAUAAUUGUCCAACCAAGGAAGAUGGAGAAGUUCUACAGUGUAAUGCUGACGUUUAUAUGGUACCUUGGAAGAACAAAAUUGACACUACUGUCCGCUGCCAGACACUGCUAAUGAUCAGCAUUAUGAAAUCGACUAAAAGGCCUCCAGGAUUUACACCUUUCCGAUCAAUAGCACUGAAGCAGGCAAGAACAGGAGCAAUAACAACUAAAGUUUGCGAGUACAAGGGUCGACCCCCGAAGGCAGAGGCAGAGCCAGCAGCUAAGCAUGAGGUCUCCUGA